GGAAAAUAAUGGUAAGUCGCAUCUGAUUGGAUAGGAAACUUGUUGUUCGCCGGACCGCCUGGCACUUCCAUGUUGACAGCCGAGCCAGUCUCGGUAGAGAUUUUAUUGAAAUGGAAAGUUAAUAAAUGUUUCUCUGAUACACAAUAGACUAAACUAUUUGGCAAUGCCGUUUAGUAACAGCCUAAAUUGCUGUAGGACUAGUCUAUCAUGGCGGCGCUAGGAGCGGAACGUGGCGAGGCGUCUAAAGUCGAAGAAAAGAUAAACACCCAGAAGACGGCCGACUCAUGGAAACGUCAUAUCAUCCGCCAACUCAAACAUCGGGAUAAGUAUCAGAAGGCGAUGUUUCAAGAUGUCAUACUGGCAUAUAUUAAUCUGCUGGAGAGGUCCAAUCAGAGAGCCCUCAUCACGAAAGGCAUCCUGGGAUCUGGUUCAAGGUACCCUGCCUCCUCCAACGACUCCUUGACGUCUCUGAUUUCCAAGAAUGACGAUCUGAAGAAAACAACUGGGGAGCUGGCCUACCAGGUAUUGGAGCUCCAGCAGGAGAUUAAGAUCAAAGACUCCGUACUGGAAGAGCAACAUGCCAGGAUGUGUGAGGUGCGGAGGGAUCUGCUGGGGGUGCAGGCUGAGGAUGGAAGUCUGGCGGUGCGUGUUGCCGAGGUGACGGAGGGGAACCGGCUGUUGAAACGGGAGUACGACUCCCUGCUGGAGCAGCACCAUGAUAUGGACCAGACCUUCAGAGAGGAGAAGCUCAGAGGUCAGGAAAUGCUGGAGGAACUGGUCCGGAGGAAGCAGCACGCAGCCAUCAGGAUGAACAGCCGCAACGAGAGACGGGUCAGAGCCAGAGAGGCAAGUCUUCAGAAGGAACUGGAGACCGCCGGGAAGGUGAAGGUGACCAUUGAUGUCGGGUCGGUCAGUGCCCCGGCCUCCAGAGAAGCCUCCCCUAAGAGUGAUCUGGCCGAGAGACGGACAACUAGACUGUUCAGGUCAGCCUCAGUAACAUCCCCUCCCAGGAUUCUAGAUUCCAUCAAAGAGCUUUUUGAUAGAAAGAAGCGUCGGGGGAACUCGCUGUGUCUGAGUCUGGAGGAGGAGCUGUAUGUUCCUGUAGGGAUCUGUCUGGCUGCCAGGGUCCCUGUUAGGGCUCUGCAUGUCCUGGAUGCCCAUGAGUUGGGCAUUAAUGCAGUGAGGUUCAGCUCCAGUUGUAACCUGCUUGCUACUGGAGGGACAGACAGAUCCAUUAAGCUGUGGGACGUUAAAGCAGGCAUGCUCCACAACAGAGGUACACUAGAUGGCAGCAACGAAGGAAUAACCAGCAUAGAGUUUGACCAAACAGGCACCAGGGUUAUAGCAGCGUCAUAUGAUAAAUCAGCUCUGUUCUGGCGGCUGGAUGACUCUGCUCCCAAGCUCACUCUGACAGGCCACUCACGUAAAGUGACAGCAGCCAAGUUUAAAUGCAGCCUGCGCCAGGUGGUGACAGGAAGCGCAGACAGGACCGUCAAGAUCUGGGAUCUCCACCGCGCUGCUUGUAUCCAGACCAUUGAGGUUCUAUCUUACUGCAGUGAUGUGGUGUGUUCUGAGCACGUCAUCGUCAGUGGACACUAUGACAGGAAGAUACGCUUCUGGGACAGCAGGGCUGCCAGCUGUACCCAGGAGGUUCCUCUCCAGGGGAAGGUAACAUCUCUGGACAUCUCUACUGACCACCGUCAGCUCCUCAGCUGCUCCAGAGACGAGAGUCUGCAGGUGGUCGACCUUCGCAUGAACAGCUCCAGGAUAUGCUUCAGAGCUGAGGGCUUCAAAUGUGGCUGUGACAGCACUAAGGCUAUAUUCAGUCCUGAUGGGAGCUAUCUGGCAGCAGGAUCAGCAGAUGGAGCCGUUUACAUCUGGAACGUCAACUCUGGCAACCUGGAGACACGACUACCGGACAUGCACAGUUCGUCCAUCAACGCGGUGGCCUGGUCUGGGUCCGGGGAGUACGUGGUCAGUGUGGACAAGAGCCGGCGUGCCGUCCUCUGGAGUGGCAUUUAAACAGUCUGGUCGACUGGCCAGCCCUCAGACCCAUUCCAACAUCAGUUUGGGGUUAGGUUUAGAAGGUCAUCUGAUCAUUGGCUGAGAGAACACGUUGGAUGUUUAACAUGGCUGAGAGAACACGGAACACGUUGGAUGUUUAACAUGGCUGAGAGAACACGGAACACGUUGGAUGUUUAACAUGGCUGAGAGAACACGGAACACGUUGGAUGAUUAACAUGGCUGAGAGAACACGGAACACGUUGGAUGAUUAACAUGGCUGAGAGAACACGGAACACGUUGGAUGUUUAACAUGGCUGAGAGAACACGGAACACGUUGGAUGAUUAACA
Molecule: messenger RNA, 2352 nt
Organism: Oncorhynchus mykiss (rainbow trout)
Lineage: Eukaryota; Metazoa; Chordata; Actinopteri; Salmoniformes; Salmonidae
Gene: atg16l2
Product: autophagy related 16 like 2
Biological process (GO): autophagosome assembly
Molecular function (GO): protein binding
Source: RefSeq, a predicted model, not a curated record